Messenger RNA from Coregonus sp. 'balchen', 8358 nucleotides. NCBI's taxonomy places the organism in Eukaryota, Metazoa, Chordata, Actinopteri, Salmoniformes, Salmonidae. The record is from the annotation of a GenBank genome assembly.
AUGCGAUACACUCUAUAUACAUUCCUGUUAUGCAUCACGUAUUGUGGUAAGUUAAACAUAUAUAAUUAUGGUUUAAUAUUUACUAUCUGAAGUUAUUUAUUAUGAACAAUUGAAUGAAAUACAAAAAUGUGUAUUUUGCUGUACAUUACUGUAUUUAUAAGGACAGUUAGGCUACCUCAUUAGCCCAUCUGUUAGGCUAAUAACGCAUUUAGACAUAACAUUGCAAUGUUUAUAACUCGUAUGAUGCUCGUCGUAUGAUCAAUGUCUAGACUUUAAAUGAAUAACAAUUACUAAGAAAUAGAUUAGUGUUAAAAUAGGUCUGGAUGUCUGUUAUUUUAGUUGUACUGGUCAAGGGCGCACGGACAUUAGAUCACGUGGAGCGCUACGAUGUGGUCCGACCUCAGAGACUGACUGGUCGGGUCAAAAGAAACAUUUUCUCAAACCAGGUGCUUACAUCCCGUUAUCUUUUCUCUAUAAAUAUUUAAUAGUGGUUCCUGUAAAUUAGGGAAAUACAGUAUUUCAAAUCCCCAAUGAAGAGGGGGAUGUUAUAAAAAGCAGAACAGCUUUUCAUUGUUGACAACUAAUAAAAUCUUCCCUAGGUUUAUCCUGAUGAGCUACAAUAUGUAUUAACCAUUUCUGGAGAGAACCACACAAUUCAUCUUGACAAAAAUAGGUACAUUAUUUUUAACCAUCCAUUAAUUAAUAUAUGUGUUUUGGUAGCAAGUUUAGUAGCAGUUAUAUGACUUGUUCUAUUGUUCUUUUUAUAGGCAAUUAAUUGGGAAGCAUUACACUGAAACACACUAUUCAGAAGAUGGAAACCGGGUGACAACAUUUCCAAAUUAUGAGGUAUCUAAGCCUUUAAAUAUAAUAGCCUAAAUUUGUCACUUUGUGCAGAUUUGUGUACAGUAUUUCAAGAUAAGCUCUAAACCAAUACUUUUACUAAUUUCAACUUCCUUUAGGACCACUGCUAUUAUCAUGGUCAUAUUAAAGGCAUUGAGGAUUCAUCCGUUAGUGUUGGAAUCUGUUCUGGCAUUAGGUAAGUGAGAUUUCAGCAUAUUCCUGUUUUCUAUCAGCAGUUUCUGAACUUUCUGAACUAGUUGGCAAUCAAUACAUUUCUCAGGAAAUCCAACUUCUCAUUUGAGAAAUUCAACAUUGCUACAUUUCAACAGAUGUGUAAUACGAAUAACUGAGAAAUUUGUGGUUGAAAUCAUUUUGAAAGCGGUCUUACAUAUUUAGAAAUGUACCUGUCUUUUAAUGGCAUAGCCUCUGGUGACAUUUCACCUACAAGACAAUGAUUAGAGUUGCUAUACUGAAUAGCUUACUGCCUUUUGAUGUUGAUUAUUCAUAGUAUAUCAUAUAAUUGGAGGAACAAUGCUAUUUUAAUUGGGGAGAAACUAAUUGUCCGUGCUUUGCAAUGCAACACUCAGAAAACCGCUCGCUGAUGUGUUUUUCCAGUGGCUUUGUGAGGGCUGAGCAGAAGGUCUACCUGAUCGAGCCUUUAGGAGACUCUGCCGAUGGGGAGCAUGCUCUGUACAGGCAGGAGCACCUCAGAGCCAACAAGACCAGCUGUGGUCACUCCAACGACAGCACUGUCUAUGACCACGACCAGGACCCGGCCCCCAGACUCUCAGGCCUCUUCAAGUCCAAAGGCUGGGUAUGCAGUUUCUUACUACUGCUUCCUUUUUAUUACUUAGUUGCAACAAUACACAUCCAAAGAUAGGGUUAAUGUUUUCUACCAGUUGUAUUUAUCGUGUAAGGAGAGUCCAAUGUUUUCUUAUCUCACUUUUUUUCUUUUUUUAGAAAAGUAAACCCAUCACUGGGCCUCAAAGAUUUGUGGAGAUGUAUCUGGUGGCUGACUACACAGAGGUAUGUUAUGUAUCAACAUAUACAUUUUAUAGUGUCUUUCUUAUGUAUCAACAGAUUUAUGGUUUAUUAUUUGUUUCAAUGUAUCAACAGAUUUAUGGUUUAUUAUUUCCUUAGAUGAACUGUAACUCAGUGAAAUUGUUGCAUUUAUAUUUUUGUUCAGUAUAUGUGUGUUGUUUUUUCAGUACAAAAAAUAUGGAAGCGAGACCAAAGCUCGGAUGCUGGAAAUUGCCAAUCAUGUUGAUAAGGUACCUUUUCAAGGAAGUAAUCUACUUGUGUGUGAUGUUAUAUGUGAAUGGCUGUAUAAGCAUAGUUAGGGCCAGGAGAUUUUCCUGACCAGGUCCAGGCUUUAGUUAUAGGUUCUUAAGAUACUAUAUUGAAUCGCUUACUGUUAUAAUCAGGGCUUAGGGCCAGGAGUUUUCUCCCCUAGCUCUAGUACGUAUAUCUUAUAUUCAUGAAGGAGUUAUUGAAAAGACCUCUGUCUCUGCUUCCUAGUUGUAUCGGCCAUUGAACAUCCGGAUCAUGCUGGUGGGGUUGGAGAUGUGGACUACUAGGGAUCACAUUGACGUCACAGCCAGUCCUGAGAAUACCCUGGAUAGGUUUCUCAAGUGGCGUCAAGACGACCUUCUAAAGAGGGGAAAGCAUGACAAUGCCCAGUUCGUCACGUGAGUAAUUAGCCUUAUCUUUAUUGUUUGUGUUGAGAUGAAAGGAACUGGAUUGCAAUGAAUCAAAACAUUUCCAUUACAUUAUUGUUUGGUAUUACGUGCUGUGAAAAAUUAAUAUAAAAUGUUGUUUUUAAUGCAUAAUAUUGUAACGAUGGACAAAUGUCUACUUUUGUGUGGUUUGCAAAGCUAAUCACGGUUCUAAAGCUUUUCCCCAACAUUUUGUUGUUGUUUUCAACAGUGGUAAAGAUUUCUUGGGCGAUACUGUCGGACUGGCAAAUAAACUUGCCAUGUGCACUGGAAGUUCAGGUGCAGUCAACCAGGACCACAACAGGAACCCAAUUGGCAUUGCCUCGACCAUCGCUCAUGAAAUGGGCCACAACCUGGGCAUGUCCCAUGAUAUUUCAGGCUGCACCUGUGGGACAUCGCUGUACAACGACAACUGUGUCAUGGCAGAUCGGCUCAGGUAAAUACAAAAAUACAUUCACUCACACAUUGAGGCAUUUCCUAUGUUAUUAUGUUAGUCAUUCUAAAGUGAGCCAACAUUCCCACACUUUCAGGUCAGUGUACCCAGAGCUGUUCAGUGGCUGCAGUCAGGAGCAGCUGAGUGACUUCCUGGAGAGAGCCAAUCCCAGCUGUCUGCUGGACACACCUGGCUCUGACAGGCUGUAUGUGGGGCCUGCCUGUGGCAAUGCCUUCCUGGACCCUGGAGAGGAGUGCGACUGUGGAACUGUGGAGGUAAGUCAGGCUCCGCAUAGGUGCACUGGCAUUGAUUAUAUUGUCUUACAAUAUUCCUCUGACUCAAUCAAAGGUUUGGCUUUGUUAUAAGGAUGACAAAACUUUGCAAAAGCUUAUGAAAGGGAGACAAAAUAUACACAUGCAUGAAUGCUUUGCACCGUAAAUGACAUUUUAUGGAUGACUGACUUUUAUACAUUUUUCAUUUGACUGGUAAGAUGAAAUAGUUAUUUUAUAUGUUGUCUCAGACUGGUGUGUCUUUUGUCCCUCCCAGGAGUGUAAGAAUCCCUGCUGUGACCCCUCUACCUGUCGCCUCACUGAGGGAUCCAGCUGUGCUCAUGGAAAAUGCUGCGAAAACUGCCAAGUGCGUGCAUUUUUAAAUCUGGGUGCUUUAUUAAACGUAUGAUUGAAUGAGUCAGACCAGCUGGUAACAUCCAUCUCUGAUCUCUCUCAGCUCACCAACACUCAGACAGACACACCCAACCAACUGCAACUAAUAACCACAUAGCCAAAAGAGAAGUAGGGCUUGGCUCCAUAAAGAACAGAUGGGUGGAUUGAGAAACCAGGGUUUGGAUACUAGCAAUAAUACCAGGAAACGGACUGAUGCUCUUGUGUUUCCCUGUACUGUACUGUCCAUAUCUUUCCUCAAUAUGACAGUCGGGACUGUAAGAAGCGGGCCUAGUCAGUCAUCAAAUAAAAUAUGUACUGUAUGAACCAAACUUGGCAUCUAACCAAUAAUCAUACACUUUGCUAUAGUAGUAGUAUCAGAUUUCUAGCAUACAUUUUAGUUAGCGCUUUGAGCAUAAUGUUUGAAAAAGCACUGUACAAAUAAUGUAAUUAUUCUGAUUUAUUAGUUAUUCAUCUGUUAUGAAGUUACUUACUCAACAACUGAACUAUUUGUUCUCCAUUCAACUUUCAGCUUAAACAGGCAGCCAGUUUGUGUAGAACAGCUUCCAGUGAUUGUGAUCUGGCAGAGUAUUGCACUGGAACUUCAGAGCAUUGCCCAGAAGAUACCUUUAAGAUGAACGGGAAACCUUGCAACUCUGGUCAGGGCUACUGCUACAAUGGGCAAUGCCCAACACUUCAGCAACACUGCAAGAGACUGUGGGGACCAGGUACUUUACUGUUUUAAAUACAUAGCCAAUUAUGUUUCUUACACUCAUAGAAUGAAAAACUGGAUCUGUAAAUUAUGUAUUAAUUUACACUACACUAGUUAUGACACAGCGUAACCAUCCAUAACCGUAUGACGUUAUUUCAUUAACACAAAGCAGAACCCUUCCAGAAAAUAACUACAUUUACAUUUUAGUCAUUUAGCAGACGCUCUUAUCCAGAGCAACUUACAGUUAGUGAGUGCAUACAUUUUUUUUCUUUUCAUACUAGGCCUAGAUAUAAUCUCAUUCAGUUAGUGGAGGUUGAAUGUCAUAUUGUGAAUUGUGCAAUGAUGACAAUCUGCAGUAAGGAUCCCUGUCAUAUCCUGUGGAACCCAAAAGUAAUAUCUAAUCUCUUUCUUAUCUUCUAGCGGCACAAGUAGGCACGGAUUCCUGCUUUAAUCUAAACCUGGAUGGCAUUGAAGGAGCCCACUGCGGAAGGACCAAAUACGGCUUUGCGCGCUGCACACCACAGUAUGUCCACUCCCAUCUGUCACACUGACUUCCUGUGUUUUUGACGUUUCCAUUUCCUGACAUUUCCCAUCACAAUAUGACCACAAUGUCCCUCCCAAGGCAAUUUACAAAUAAUAGAAAACAGCUAUUACAAGACUUCCAUAAGUUUGUGUUAAGAAACACGUUGCCAUAGUUUGACGUCAAAUACUAAGUCAUUUUAUUUUCUUCUCCUAGGAAUAUAAAAUGUGGAACGCUAUUUUGCUCGGGAGGAGAUGAGUAUCCCAUCACUGGGCAGAAGGCCAUCUAUACAAUGAGGGGAACAUGCAACAUAGCAGUGGACCAGGAUAAGAUAAGAGCCCUCGACAUGGUCCCAACAGGAACCAAAUGUGGAAUGAAUAAGGUAAGACUGUUUCUGAAUUCCAAAUCAUCCCUCAGGAGGGCCUAUAGGAAUUCAUGGAAUUCAUAUGAGUGGGCGAAUGAAGUGAACAGUUCCUCUUUGUUUCCACAGGUUUGCUAUGAUCACAAAUGCCAAGAUGUCAAAGUCUAUGGUCAAAUGGAGGACUGUUCAUCAAAAUGCCACGACAAUGGGGUGAGUGCAUUGAUUGUCGAUUUUGAGUUGUUAGUAAACUUCCGCUAGAAUUGUAUGGACUUAGUCAUCACAAUCAUCACUCUCUUUUGUUAGGUGUGCAACAACAAGGGACAGUGCCACUGUAGCUCAGGUUGGGCUCCACCUUACUGUGACGUCAAGUAUUCAGACUUUCCUCAAGGUAUGCCUCAUUCACUCUGUUGUGACAUGCAUUGUUGUUUAUGUAUUUCAUAUGAUAUGUGUUACAUUUUGUAAAGGUAAACCUGAACAGUUUCUAAAAAUGAACAUGUUAAUGAUUGGUUCUGUUUUGGUUUUGCAGACCAGUUUGGGGUGUUAGCUGGCGUCUCAGCAGCAAUAGCUGUAUUGUUGCUGCUCACUUUCCUGGUUGCAGGACUGAUGUGCUGCAAGAAGGACAAGAGAGAGAACUACAUUUCCAAAAGGUGAGUUUUUUUUUCACCAACAUUGUUUUGUGAAUGCCUCUUCAGUUGUCAUUUGGAAUGAUUUGGUACACAAUCAACAUAUUGAUGUGUUAUGUAUGAUCUGUAUUUUGAAGGAAAGUCCAUUCUACCCCGGGACAGUUGAACCCAAUGUUCCGGGAGAGGAGUGGGAAGGGCAAUCCUCUCAGCAAGCCCCUCCAAAUCAGCCAACCUACCUUCAUUGAGUCAUCUGCAACACAAGCCUGCACCCCUCUGUUUGUCACUGUGGUCCCUUCCAGGCCCCCUCCACAGGUGAGCUACAUUACCACAACAUUAUCUCAACAUUACCACUACUCCAGGCUGAUUGAUAAAGGCCUAUUAUGUGAAGUUACUAGUAGUAUCAUGCAUGUUGUAUGUAGUUACUAUGUUACACAUAACAUACAUACAGUUGAAGUCGGAAGUUUACAUACACUUAGGUUGGAGUCAUUAAAACUAUUUUUUCAACCACUCCACAAAUUUCUUAUGAACAAACUAUCGUUUUUGCAAGUCGGUUAGGACCUCUACUUUGUGCAUGACACAAGUAAUUUUUCCAACAAUUGUUUACAGACAGAUUAUUUCACUUAUAAUUCACUGUAUCACAAUUCCAGUCAGUCAGAAGUUUACAUACACUAAGUUGACUGUGCCUUUAAACAGCUUGGAAAAUUCCAGAAAAUUAUGUAAUGUCUUUAGGAGCUUCUGAUAGGCUAAUUGACAUCAUUUGUGUCAAUUGGGGAUGUAGCUGUGGAUAUAUUUCAAGGCCUACCUUCAAACUCAGUGCCUCUUUGCUUGACAUCAUGGGAAAAUCAAAAGAAAUCAGCCAAGACCUCAGAAUAAAUUUGUUAGACCUCCACAAGCCUGGUUCAUCCUUGGAAACAAAAUGCCUGAAAAUACCACAUUCAUCUGUACAAACAAUAGUACGCAAGUAUAAACACCAUGGGACCAUGCAGCCACCAUACCGCUCAUGAAGGAGACGCGUUCUGUCUCCUAGAGAUGAACGUACUUUGGUGCAAAAAGUGCAAAUCAAUCCCAGAACAACAGCAAAGGACCUUGUGAAGAUGCUGGAAGAAACGGGUACAAAAGUAUCUAUAUCCACAGUAAAACGAGUCCUAUAUCGACAUAACCUGAAUGGCCGCUCAGCAAGGAAGAAGCCACUGCUCCAAAACUGCCAUAAAAAAGCCAGACUACGGUUUGCAACUGCACAUGGAGACAAAGAUCGUACUUUUUGGAGAAAUAUCCUCUGGUCUGAUGAAACAACAAUAGAACUGUUUGGCCAUAAUGACCAUCGUUAUGUCAAGGAAAAAGGGGUUGGCUUGCAAGCCGAAGAACACCAAUCCCAACCGUGAAGCACGGGGGUGGCAGCAUCAUGCUGUGGGGGUGCUUUGCUGCAGGAGAGACUGGUGCACUUCACAAAAUAGAUGGCAUCAUGAGGAAGGAAAAUUAUGUGGAUAUAUUGAAGCAACAUCUCAAGACAUCAGUCAGGAAGUUAAAGCUUGGUCGCAAAUGGGUCUUCCAAAUGGACAAUGACCCCAAGCAUACUUCCAAAGUUGUGGAAAAAUGGCUUAAGGACAACAAAGUCAAGGUAUUGGAGUGCCCAUCACAAAGCCCUGACGUCAAUCCUAUAGAAAAUGUGUGGGCAGAACUGAAAAGGCAUGUGCGAGCAAGGAGGCCUACAAACCUGACUCAGUUACACCAGCUCCGUCAGGAGGAAUGGGCCAAAAUUCACCCAACUUAUUGUGGGAAGCUUGUGGAAGGCUACCUGAAACGUUUGACCCAAGUUAAACAAUUUAAAGGCAAUGCUACCAAAUACUAAUUGAGUGUAUGUAAACUUCUGACCCACUGGGAAUGUGAUGAAAGAAAUAAAAGCUGAAAUAAAUAAUUCUCUCUACUAUUAUUCUGACAUUUCACAUUCUCAAAAUACAUUUGUGAUCCUAACUCAAAUCAAAUUUUAUUUGCCACAUGCGCCGAAUACAACAGGUGUAGACAUUACCGUGAAAUGCUUACUUACAGCCCUUAACCAACAAUGCAUUUAUUUUUUAAUAAAAAAGUAAAAUAAAACAACAACAAAAAAGUGUUUAGAAAAAAAGUAAAAGAAAAUAACAGUAGGGAGGCUAUAUACAGGGACCUAAGACAGGUAAUUUUUACUAGGUUAAAUGUCAGGAAUUGUGAAAAACUGAGUUUAAAUGUAUUUGGCUAAGGUGUAUGUAAACUUCCGACUUCAGCUGUAUAUAGUUCCUAUGUGAUAUAUAUAUAAUAAUAACAUGUGUGAAACGGCUGCUGAACUUGUAGAGAUAGCCUGCCUAAAGUAAAAUGGGUAUGUUUUGGAUAGACUAAGAAUAUUUGGAAAGAAAAAUAAAUGGCAACUAAAUGGAGAGCAAUAUUUUGUCUUACAGACACCAAAGAGCUUGCCUGCAGUGCUGCCACAGUCUCGCAUUGAACUGGUGAGCUAUGCCAAUUGA